Molecule: messenger RNA, 444 nt
Organism: Ilyonectria robusta
Lineage: Eukaryota; Fungi; Ascomycota; Sordariomycetes; Hypocreales; Nectriaceae
Exons: 3
Coding region: 1-444 (147 amino acids)
Cellular component (GO): membrane
Source: RefSeq, a predicted model, not a curated record
AUGAUUCUCGGCCGCCUUAUCUGCAUCCUCCAUGCCGAACAACUGUCCUUGAUCCCGGUGAAAUGGGUCACUCGGGUUUUCGUCACUGGGGACGUCAUCGCUUUCUCACUGCAGGCAGGAGGUGGGGGCAUACAAUCUUCCGGAACGCUGCGCCUCAGAAUCAGACCAACUCGUGCGCCGGCCAAGAGUGCCAUUCCUUGGAUGCGACACCUCUGGGUUUUGUAUGUCACCAGCGAUAUCAUCCUGGUCCGCAGUGUUUUCCGAGUGAUCAAAUACCUCCAGGGCAACGAUGGAUAUAUUAUUUCCCACAAAAUUUUCCUAUACGUCUUCGACACAAUCCUCAUAGCCGCAGUCGCGGUUAUUUUCUUGAUCUGGCAUGUGGGAGAAAGAUGCCCAAAAAGAAAGGCGUACCGUGAUGUUUCGGCGUAUUGUUCAGGGGCUUAG